This is a messenger RNA of Nothobranchius furzeri (turquoise killifish), 2371 nucleotides long. It is a transcript of the gene tcf21, whose product is annotated as transcription factor 21. The record is from RefSeq and is a predicted model, not a curated record. Gene Ontology annotation, biological process: regulation of transcription by RNA polymerase II; developmental process. Gene Ontology annotation, molecular function: DNA-binding transcription factor activity, RNA polymerase II-specific; protein dimerization activity; RNA polymerase II transcription regulatory region sequence-specific DNA binding. NCBI's taxonomy places the organism in Eukaryota, Metazoa, Chordata, Actinopteri, Cyprinodontiformes, Nothobranchiidae.
UCAGAUCCUUUCUCCUCCUUUCACGUCCACUUGGUUGUACAUGAACAUCAGGAGCGUGUUGGCGCGCCUGUUCAUUUCCGCCAAAGCUCAGACCCUUUUGCGCCCAUGUUCUGAAUCCGCUCCAGCCUUAACACCAUGUCCACCGGCUCCCUUAGCGACGUCGACGACGAGCUCCUGGACGGCAUCCUCAAGUUUGGCUACUCGGGGAAGGACUCCAAUGAAAGCACGGAGGAGAGCUCCUCCAACUGCGAGGGCACAUGCGCAAACGAGGACGCAAGAGACGCGCGCUCCGGCAAGAAGCGGAAAACGGCGAGCCGCAAAAGCGCGCGUAAAUGUGUGGCGCAGCAAGAGGGCAAGCAGGUGCAGAGGAACGCGGCCAACGCGCGGGAGCGAGCCCGGAUGCGCGUGCUGUCCAAAGCCUUCUCGCGGCUGAAGACGUCGUUACCGUGGGUACCACCGGACACCAAACUGUCAAAACUGGACACCCUGCGCCUGGCGUCCAGCUACAUCGCGCAUCUCCGGCAGAUUCUGGCCAACGACAAGUACGAGAACGGAUAUAUUCACCCCGUUAACCUGACGUGGCCUUUCAUGGUGGCGGGGAAACCGGAGAACGAGCUGAAGGAGAUGCACACAACUCGGUUGUGCGGGACAACUGCAUCAUAAUGCAAACCAAAGGACUUCAAAAAUUCUGACGGAUUUCCAAACGAUUUUUUUUUAUUGUGACUGAAAUGCAAAUCUCAUCUCUGCAGGCUGAGUGGGAACAACAGAGGGAGCGCGCGCUCUCUCUCUCGUUCCUGUAACAGAAGACAUAUUUAAAUGCCUUAUUUCACCUGCUGUCUUUGCUGGUUCAAAGAUAAUCUUUGUUUAUUUUUUAUCACUGCUUUUUGGAAAAAAUGAAUCUACAGGUGCAUUUUUGGGGCCUGCGUCAUGGUGGAUGGACAAACAUUGCUGUACAGAUUGCAUGAAAAAAAUAUAUAUAAAUCUAUAUUUGUACCGAUUUAAACCUCUGAAUGUGUUUUUAUUUGAACUUUCCUGUGUGGCCCGCUUCCUUGACCUGUAGUAAUCCCCUGUUAUCAGUCAGAAUUGCAGAACCUGCACCGACAAAGCGCUCGUGGAGAUAAGAGCCUCUGUUAUUUCUAAAGAUAACAACGUUCUUAAUGUCACAUAAUCAAUCAUUCCACAUAAAAACACUAAAAUAUAGUUAUUUUACUGUAAACACGUUAAACUGUAUUCAUCAAUCAUAAAAACGUUAAAUUCAGCCCGUGGUUUUAACGCGGCUCUUGAGCGUCACACGCAAUUUACUCUAAAGUUGAUUGGUUGGGCUGUGUGGGUUCAGCCAAUGGGAAGUGAGGAUGUAGGGUGAGGUGAGAGGGUGUUUUAAAUGAAUUGAGAGUGGUGGAAAACCUGCUCCCCGAGAACUGCAGCCUACCAGGGCCAGUUGUUUUAAUUCUCCCGGGUUGUGACCGCUGUGUUUACGUUAGGCCGACAGUUAUUUAUGCGCCCUGACACGCGGCCUCUCUCCGCUGUUUCUCAAAGAAAGAGACCGCAGAGUAAGUCUUUGAGAAGAGCAGCAUACAAGAUAGAAAAACAGAAUAUUUAAUCCCUUUAUUUAGCUCCGCUUAUCUUUCACAACCAUUCAUGCGUUUAAUUUCACAUUUGCACCAACCUUUGGAAAACGGUUCCUAAUCCCUGCAGAUGUUUGUUUUUCUGAUGUCUCUAUUAACCAUCUGAAAAGUAAAAAAGAAACUUGCAUUAACGUAUUAAAUUAACCUCUAAGUGUAAAAUAAUGCUCUAUGAGAAAACUCGAAUGUCAACAUGGCGGUCAAACUUAGAUGUCAAGAUGUUUAACUAUGACGUCAUUGAGGUUUGAAACUAUAUUUCCAAAGUGAUAUUCGUUCUGACAUUUUAUUAUUUUUUUCAGGUGUAAAAAAAUAAUAAACAAAGAUUUUUAAAUGUGCCAUGUCCAGUAACACCUAUUUACCACAAAAACUGAUAUUUACACUUCUUAACAGAUCUCAGAAGGGUUCCCUUUAUUUGAUAUAAUUUUAAUAUAUUAAUUUAUUUAUGGGCAUGUGAAGAAGAUAUUUCAGAAGGACGCCUAUAGGGUCCUAUCUAUAGGGUGGUUACGUGUUUCAUUUACUGCCUUUGAAAUGUUGCUCAUUAACUAACCACUAAAACGUUUAAUUGUUUUCUUUUGAUUAAUCUACGCAAGAAAAAAGUCAUUGCAUUUAAAAAAAAUCACUUUAUUGUUUUAGUUUAUUAAACGUUGGAUAUAGAUGUCACCUAAAUGCAUGCAAUCUAAGAGGCUGUGGUAAUAUGUUUCCUACAAUCUGAGCUGCUGUUAAAGAAAUAUUUGCAUAUUUUUUUAUUU